This is a messenger RNA of Sporothrix brasiliensis 5110, 1350 nucleotides long. RefSeq lists its product as uncharacterized. The transcript is spliced from 3 exons. Bases 1 to 1350 code for a protein of 449 amino acids. Lineage: Eukaryota; Fungi; Ascomycota; Sordariomycetes; Ophiostomatales; Ophiostomataceae. The record is from RefSeq and is a predicted model, not a curated record.
AUGCAAGGCUUCUACGGUCUGUCCCUCGUUGACUACAACCAGUAUCCACACAGGCUUGUCGAGGACGAACGGCAGCUGGCCGCCCUCUACUGGACUUGUGUGCAGCUUGAGUUCGAGAUCAACGCGGAGACAGGUCAAGCCCCGUCUGAGCUUCAUCGGUAUCAAGCCGUGGUGCCAACACCAGAUUCUGAUGUUUUGAGAUUUCCACGUGAUAAUGGCGACGACACCAUGAUGGCCGGCAUGGAGGCAGUCGUUGAUGUUGAGGCCGAAAGUGAGACCGAGAGUGAGCCUGCGGCCAUUGGCGGCUUCAAUAUGCAGACCGCCCUGCGAGGUCACCUCAACUGCAUCUACGGUGAGGCACACGGGGACAACGGUUUACCAACCCAAGAACAAAAACGAAAAAUCGACAUGGCUGUUGCCAACCUCCGGCGGCAGUUCGAUGCCGUCUUGUCAGGCCGUGCAACAUUGCCCCACACAGAGGCCAGUGUCCGGACGGCUCGCGCGUGCUCCGCCUAUUGGGAAGCCAGGUCCUACGGUGUGCUCUUCAGCCUGCUCAAGCCGCAGCAACAGGUCGACAUGGAGGAGAUGGCCGAGGUCGUGUGCAGUAUAACCGAGACGAUCAGGGCGUACCAUGGCCUCGAGAGCGACCGUCUCAUACUGCCCAACGCAUUUGGGACAGCUAUGCUCCAAUGCCGCUACUUGCUGCUCCUUUUCGCAGCUUCCCGCGCACUGCCCGCCCUGGCGGCCUUUGUUGACGAUGUCUCCCUACGCGAGCUGAUUGACCACACACUGCUGUCGUUCCAGGAGCUCCUCAUGUUCCGGGACAUUCUAGAAGCGGCUCGGCAAGUGCUGAAAACAAUCCGAGCAAGACUGCAGCCGCAUGGAGGGAGCGGCACCGCAAUGCAACCAGGCCCUGGCACCAUGCCCGAGCUGUCCCUGUAUUGCCCACCAUUCAGGACAGUGCCGGGGAUCGCCUCGAGCAUUCCAACGGCCAGCACGAUGGACUCAUUUAUCUCAUUCCCGACCCCCAACUCGCCCCACCUUUUCCCGUCCUCUGCUUUCACGUCUCCGCAGCAUUCGCCCAGCAUCUCGGCCACGUCGUCUUCCCCGUCCCCACGGUCGGCCACGUUUGUGCCAGGCAGCCUGCCAUUCCGGCCUGAGACCUUGGCCAUUCUCGCCCCAGCAUCUGGCCCAGGACCCAUAUCGCCGGGUGCCGUCUAUCCGCGUCCUCCAAAUGCGGCACCGCCAGUCAACGCCUUGCCCAUCCAGGCGGAGCGGGUACCGGCCAACGCGGCCGAUUUUGACGGCUUUGCCUACCAUCUGGGGCUGUCUCUCUUUGGACGACGUUGA